Messenger RNA from Leptosia nina, 240 nucleotides. NCBI's taxonomy places the organism in Eukaryota, Metazoa, Arthropoda, Insecta, Lepidoptera, Pieridae. The record is from the annotation of a GenBank genome assembly.
AUGUCCUGCCCGAAACCCGUUCCCAACGAUUCCGGUUGUCACUGGCGCGAAGUACCACUUGGACGUGUCGAAAGGAAAGUUUCGUGUGUUGUAAACUUUUUUCGCGAGCCGCGGAAUGGCGGCGCGGUGUACGCUGUUACGUGCUCACCCGGCGACGGCGCAAAACAUACUGACGCGAGUAACUGGCUUAGUGUGCUCGCCGAAGCCUUCUCUACGUCACGCGCGCCGCUGUGUGAGUGA